Molecule: messenger RNA, 1571 nt
Organism: Venturia canescens
Lineage: Eukaryota; Metazoa; Arthropoda; Insecta; Hymenoptera; Ichneumonidae
Gene: nero
Product: deoxyhypusine hydroxylase nero
Exons: 3
Coding region: 417-1334 (305 amino acids)
Biological process (GO): peptidyl-hypusine biosynthetic process
Molecular function (GO): deoxyhypusine monooxygenase activity
Source: RefSeq, a predicted model, not a curated record
AGAGUCUUUACAGGAGCGACAGCGUUUCCAAUUGUUUUCGAAAAUUUUCAAAAUUUGUUUCUUUAAUAAUUAAAUAAUUACAGUACUUCAGAGAAUACUAUAAGUUGACGUAUUUUGAUUACAUUUCAUGGCAUUUGACUUCAGAUGUAGCACGUGAUGACGUUAGCCAUCAUGCUUGUUUCUUCGCUGCUUGUUUUCUUCGUCAUAACCUUAAAAUUUUAUCAAGUCACAUGUCGCAUGAUCGCGGUAACUGCAAGGAUGCACAUCUGUUGUAAUUAGAAAGUGAUGAAAAAAUAGUUAUUACAUUCAAUGAAAAAAUUUGUUUUUUUUUUAACAUAAGAGUAAUUUUAUAGUUUAACAUUUAGACGAAAUAUAAUUAAAUUGUGAAGCUAUCACAUGCUUUUUGAUGAGGAAAAAUGUCAUCGAUAGAUAGCAAAAACAUUCAGGCUAUAGGCCGUGUAUUAAACGACGAGAAUCGUCCUCUUAAAGAAAGAUUUCGAGCCCUUUUUACGUUGAAAAACAUUGGUGGUGACUUGUGUAUAGAACAAAUAAAAAAUUGUUUCAAGGAUUCAUCUGCACUGCUGAAACAUGAACUCGCGUACUGUCUUGGCCAAAUGCAAGACUCCAGAGCCAUUCCUGUGCUCGUUGAAGUUUUGAAAGACAGAAUACAAGAACCUAUGGUGCGCCACGAAGCAGGCGAAGCCCUUGGUGCAAUUGGAGAUGUUCAAGUCAUUCCCAUUUUGGAAGAAUACAGCAAAGAUUCAGUGACCGAAGUAGCAGAGACAUGUCAAUUGGCACUUGAACGCAUAAAAUGGCUUGAGAAAUCAAAAAGUUCGUCUGAAGAAUUGCCUGAGAAUCCGUAUGCUUCUGUUGAUCCAGCACCACCAGUAGGAAUCACAAAAGUCAGCAUUCUCAAAGAAACAUUGCUUGACGAAAAUGCACCACUAUUUGAUCGUUAUCGAGCUAUGUUUGCUCUUCGAAAUUUGAGAACAGAAGAAAGCGUGCUUGCAUUGGCUGCAGGACUCAAAGCUGGCAGUGCUUUGUUCAGGCACGAAAUCGCAUUUGUACUCGGUCAACUACAAGAGAGUAUAACAGUGCCAUAUCUUCGUGAAUCGCUCGAAGAUCCUGAGGAGAACGAGAUGGUGAGGCACGAGUGCGCGGAGGCUCUGGGUUCGAUAGCACAUCCAGACUGCGCAAAGAUUCUCAAUGAUUAUGUCAACGAUGAAAAACGCGUUGUUCGUGAGAGUUGCAUCAUAGCUCUUGAUAUGUGUGAAUACGAGAACAGCCCAGAAUUUCAAUACGCCAAUACGUUAAAUCAGAUAUCGAGUCAUUAAUAAUUCUCGCAACAUUUCACUAAGAAUAUUUGAAAAAUCUUGGGAUACACACAAUUUAUGCUUUUGAUAGCAUUCCACGAAUUCUUGCUAUCUCAGAAUGUGACAGUGAAUUAAAAAUGCUUUUAUACUUCUUAUAAUUGGUUUCUCAACAGAAGCAUCGAGAUAUUUCGUAAUUUAAAAAAAUUUAAAUGAAGUUGUAUACUUAUUUUAUAAAUUAAUAAACACAUCAAAAUAAAA